GUCUGCGAAUCGGCACAAGGGAGAGCUGCCUGCACUGCUCGCCUGCACAAAGCCCAGGCCCCGGAGCGAACAAAGGAUGGCCUCAGCCUGAUUCGAACGACGGACACCCUCCUCUGCGGGGAAACAUUCCCCAAAACGUCAACAAACUCCGAAACUAUCUUUAGUUGACGUGCCAUAUGAUCCGCGCCCAUUUUGAUCUGCCGAAACCCGACUCCUGAGUCUCGCUUCAAAGCUCAAACCAUCGCGCAGCGUGUUGUCAGCAUCACAUGCUCGCUCAACGUCGACAUAUUGCAAUUGGUCCACCGCUACGCGCGGCCCGGCGCUGAUGUGGCGAGCACCGUGUGACCUUCUGGGACCUAUAACGCAAAAUGCAGCCGGACCGCCAGGGAAUAUUUUGGUACAAGAGGCGGGAGGGCGACGCUUGGCCGGGUCAGCCACGAUGCAACUCCUCCUGAAUCUGUGCUUGUUUGUGCUUGCCCUGGGCGCCGGUGCGCGUGCGCGCGGGGAGAAGGGGGAGGAGGUGGAGGAGCUGAAAGGCAAGUGCACGCUGAAGGCGUCGGGGGGAGACGAUGCCCCGCAGUUCCUGAAGGCGGUGCACUCGUGCUCGGAGGUCAUCAUUCCCAAGUCGGCGACGCUGAACAUCGCGACGCGCCUCAACAUGACGGGGGUGUCGAAUAAACACAUCCGAGUGAAAGGCACGAUACGAUUCAAUCCAGACAUCCCGUACUGGAGCAACAACGCCUUUCCAUUCGCGUACCAGACCCAGAUCACCUUUUGGAUCCUUGGCGGAGAGAACAUUCGCAUCGACGGUGGCGGGACGAUCGACGGGGCCGGUCAGCCUUGGUACAACGCAUUUGCGACCAACAAGACCUUGGCUCGACCUAUCAUGCUGACGAUCUUCGGCGCCAAGCACGUCGUAAUCGAGGACCUCAAGAUGAUCAACUCCCCCGAGUGGUUCCACUUCGUCAACAACGCGCAGGACGUCACGUACAACAAGCUCAAUAUCAGCGCCGUGAAUGCGCUUGGCACGGAGGCCAAGAACACUGACGGAUGGGAUAUCUACCGCUCGUCUGAUGGUGAGCCGCUCAGCAUCGUGGCUAUCUUCCGCUCACCGAGCAUUCCAGUGACUAUCAAGAACUCCAUCAUCAAUAACGGAGAUGACUGUGUCUCGUUGAAGCCAAAUGUCACGAACGUCCUUGUUUCGAAUCUGAAGUGCAACGGAAGCCAUGGAAUAUCCAUCGGGUCGCUGGGGCAGUAUCCAGGCGUCUUCGACUUUAUUGAGAACUUCGUAGCGACCGACGUUGUGAUGUCGAACGGUCAAAACGGCGCGCGCAUCAAAGCAUUUGCGGGGCCGAACGUGGGCAGCGGCAUCGUCCGCAACAUCACGUUCAACCAUUUCUCCGAGUCGCUCGUGAAUAACCCCGUCGUUGUCGAUCAGUGUUAUAUGACAAACGCGACCGCUUGCGCUGCGUUUCCAUCCAAUGUUCUCAUCCAGGAUGUCUGGUUCAACAAUAUCUCUGGGACCGGCAGUGGCUCCUUGGUCGCCAAAAUAGCCUGCUCUCCCGGCAGCCGCUGCUCUGACAUCAACGUCAACAACUUCACACUCAGUGCCGCACCAGGGCAAGGAUCCGCUGUAUACCAGUGCCAAAACACGCAUCUGAACGGGAAUGCGGCGGGGCUCUUCCCGACAUGCACCGUGACGUAGCUGAUCAUCACGAUUCUGAGAACGGCAGGCAUGGCCGGACGAUAGCUUAUUCAAGUUCACUCUGUUUGUUUGCGAUUACAGCCAGUACGAUCACCAGGGCGUCAAUUCUUGAAUCCACGACAGCUUUAUACCAUCGACCAACGUCUCCUGCGAGAGGAGAUUGAGGGUGGACCCGAAGCUGGGAUAGAGCUUCACGGAGCGCAGCUUCCCACACCUGCUUCGGAGCAUGUCGUUCAGAUAGAACUCGGGACACAGGAACACUCCCGAGAGCGACAGCGACUCCAGAUUGGGUAAGAGUCCGCACGUGGUCGAAUCCGGAUCGUAAGCGAGAGACUCCAUGUCGGAUUCGGUGAUGUCGAGGAUCUCGUCACUGAUGCACAAGUGCUCCAGCGUCGGAACGCACGCGAGAAUGUCCAGGAUGAAGUCCAUAGGGAUCUCCAGACCAUAGAGGGUGAGGUAUUUGAGAGGACACUGGGACCUGAGUAAGAAUCCGCACAGCGCAUCGCCUGGCGUGCUGUCCCAUAGCGUAAGUCUCUCAAGUGAUGGAGCGGAAAAGGAAUCCAGCAUGUUCUGCGGCUGCGCACGCCAGAAGACCGAUGUCAUGGAGAAUGACGUGAGUGUCUGGGAGACGACCAUGGAAGUCGGGCCCAAAGUGUCGGGAUCCCGAGCGGUGCCAUCGACCUGCAAUUCUAGCAGAUUCGUCGCCCGUCGGAUGACCUCGGACAGGCCGUUCGCGUUGAAGUGGUGCAAAGUGCACUUUCUGAGGCGGUGCCACGGUAUGCGCGCGAGGGCCGGGAACAGUGCGGCCGGGAACUCGAGCUGCUCCAGGGCCGGACACCUGACGAACAGGCUUUCCGCGAACUCCUCGUACGUCUCCGUCUCCAGCUUCAGAGUCCGGAGCCGCGGAAAUGACAUGUCCUCGACGCCGCUCCACAUCCGCAGAUCCUCGGACAAGACCGUCAAAUCCGCGCGCUCCCAUCUGUCCGCAGCCGAGAACAGCAGCUUCAGCACAAACUGCCGCAGAUCCGGCGGGAACUGGCUCGUCUCCGUCCAACGGAGGUCGAGGGGGUGCUGCCCCGACCACCGCAGCUGCUGCGUCAGCAGCAGCUCGAAGCACGCGGCGCUCGUGAACGCGGGACUGCCAUACGACAGGUGUAUGCGCGCCCACAGCUUCGGCGUGCCGACGGCCGCGUCUCGCCACCGCCGGGACACGCGCGUGAGCAGCCACUUCGGGUCGGAGCGCAGCGGGCCGGAAAACGUCGUCGGCGCGAGCGCAACGAAUAUUUCGCCGAGGAUCUCGAUGGGCAGUUGGCGGAACGGGGAGAUGAUCGACCGGUGUUGGUGCGCGAACGACUUGAGCGCAGCGUGCCGCGCGGAGAGAUCGGAGAGGUACAGCUUUGUGCGCUCGAUCUCGGCUUCGAUGGCGAGUGCACUCGCGGCUGCGGAGGAGAUGGCGUCCCGAAUCGCUUCAGUCUGGAAAUCGGAGGAGGGGAUGCCAGAUUGGAUAAAUUCAGGGCAUGGGGAGGGCGGGACGGGUGUCGCGUCGAGUAUAGAAUGGCCGCACAAUUGACGGAUACGAGCCGACACUUUGCACGUGAGUCGGCACCGCAUUAGAUGUCCUGUUCGAGUUUAGAGCCUAUAGCCUAAGCUUGAAGAUCGAUAGAACAUCACGUCUUCUGUUAUUUUUUCGUAAAUACAUGUAUGCCACAUUUCACAAAGGUCAAGACUCUGACGUGGGAGAUGGUAGCACAUGUAC
Molecule: messenger RNA, 3461 nt
Organism: Mycena citricolor
Lineage: Eukaryota; Fungi; Basidiomycota; Agaricomycetes; Agaricales; Mycenaceae
Source: the annotation of a GenBank genome assembly